CCUCAUAUGGUGCUCUGCUCGGUAAGCCUCUUAGGAAUCACGACCACAGCAGAUGUAGAGAGAAUGCCAAUCAGGAGCUCCUGCUGAGCGGAGAAACCCGACGGCUGUGCCACUGCGCGCUUCAAAUCUCUGCCACGGUUCACACGAAACACAGCGAAAUAUCUUUUGGCGCUUCAUGUUUGCAGUUUCAAAACUAAAACAGCACAAACACGUGAGCUGUCAAGAAGAUGGAGCGCGCUGGGAGUCUCCAACCACUCUAAACCGCCAGACAACAACAAAACAAAUCCUUCCUUAUCCGAAGGCAGAGCCAUGCUUCCUCAGGAUGUCGGGAAACAGAAGCCACGCCGUGUGUCAGAGCCGGUGUGCGGGGUAGACAGUCCCCCGGCCCCAGUUCGGCGCCUGAAGAACCGGGAUUUCCCCCUGAGCGUGAAGCGCCGUCGGUCCGGCUCCGCACCUGAGCGCAAGGUAAACUGCGUCCUGGUUGGAGACGGAGCGGUAGGCAAGACCAGCCUCAUCGUCAGCUACACCACCAACGGAUACCCGACAGAAUAUGUUCCAACAGCGUUUGACAACUUUACCGUGAUGGUUGUGGUUGACGGGAAACCAGUGAGACUGCAGCUUUGUGACAUGGCUGGACAGAAAUGGGGGCUGGUUGACGGAUCAAUCAAUGACGAGCUGGAGCGCCUCCGCCCUCUGUGCUACAAGAACGCCGAUGUCUUCCUCCUCUGCUACAGCAUUGUGCGUCCCUGCUCUUUCCGCAACCUGAUCGACAAGUGGGUUCCGGAGAUCCGUCAGCACUGUCCCGACACACCCCUUGUUCUUGUUGGCACCCAGCUGGACCUGAGGGAGGACGUCCAGGUGCUGAUUCACCUGGCACAGAACCACGAGCAGCCGGUGUGCACCGAGGAGGGCCAGCAGCUCGCUCAGGAGCUUGGGGUGGUGAGCUUUGCCGAGUGCUCGGCACUGACCCAGAAGAACCUGAAGGAUGCUUUUGAUUCAGCUAUCUUGGCCAGCAUCCAGCAGACAGACAGUUGUAGCGUCCAGCAGCAGAGGCUGACUCUGAGGAGGAAGACCCCUGAUACUAUCAAGAGCCUCUCGGAGACCUGGUGGAGGAAGAUCAACUGUCUGAUGGGAGAGCAGAGCUGUGACUUCAAGUGAACAGCUGCAUAGUUACAAACCUGGGUCAGAUCAUGUUUGCAGAUACUUGUUAGAUCUGGUUUGUUUCAGCCUGCUGGCAGAAGGUGCCAGAUGGGUGGGGAUUAUCACCACUAGGUGACUCACAAGGUGCCAGUUCAAAUCCUCACGCUGGCAGGGAAAGGACUGAUGGAGGAGAACUACAAAGCCUGUGCAAACAGCUGUAAAAUGUCUUCUGAGGCUUCAUAGAAGCUUUUGAAAGACUAACAGCUGCUCACUUGUGCAAGACUUUAAAUGCACAGCAGAAAGUCUUGGUUACAAACUAGGAGUAUAGAGCAGGGAGGCAGGGAGGGUCUGAGGAGAGAUACUACUGCGCUGCAUUUUAGGUGUAGCAUCCAGAGGUUUUUUAGCCUAACUGAUGAGAAAAAAGUCAGGAUGUCUCACCCUCUAUGGCUUUGAUAUUUAGUAUGCUCUGUUUCUAUAACAAGUCCUUGAACUUUAAAGUCCAGUGUAGGAUUUAGGGGGAUAUAUUGGCAGAAAUAGAAUUUAAUAUAACAAGUAUGUUUUCUUUAGUGUUUAAUCACCUGAAAAUAAGAAUUGUUGUGUUUUCAUCAUUAGAAUGAGCUGUAGCCUCAUCUACAGAGAUUGCAAUGUUGCAUCACAAUGUUUCUACAGUAGCUCAGUAUGGACAAACCAAACACUGGCUCCAAAUAGGGCCAUUCACAUUUUAGCAUCUAUGACUAGAGUGUCGGGAAACAACAGUUCUUUUAAAUGUAACACUGGUGGUGGUGCAGUGGUUAGCAUUGUCGCCUCACAGCAAGAGGGUCCCUGGUUCAAACCUGGGGCAGGGGAGGCCUUCUAUGCAGAGACUCCAUGUUCUCCUCGGGUUAGCGUGGGUUUCCUCCAGGUGCUCCUGCUUCCUCCCGCAGUCCAAAGACAUGCAGGUUAAUUGGUGACUCUAAAUUGUCCGUAGGUGUGAAUGGUUGUCUGUCUCUAUGUGUCAGCCCU
Messenger RNA from Epinephelus lanceolatus (giant grouper), 2142 nucleotides. RefSeq names its product rho-related GTP-binding protein RhoU-like. Gene Ontology annotation, molecular function: GTP binding; GTPase activity. The record is from RefSeq and is a predicted model, not a curated record. Gene Ontology annotation, biological process: small GTPase-mediated signal transduction. Lineage: Eukaryota; Metazoa; Chordata; Actinopteri; Perciformes; Serranidae.